Symbiodinium pilosum is the source of this 1686-nucleotide messenger RNA. Lineage: Eukaryota; Dinophyceae; Suessiales; Symbiodiniaceae. The record is from the annotation of a GenBank genome assembly.
AUGCUGGCGCCUCGACUGGCGAUGCUUUGCAAGGGGACGGCAUGGAGUCAGGUUAAGAGCAUCGAGCCGGGCAAGCUCACGGAUCCAGACGGCGGAGUCAAGGUUCUUCUUCUUGCUCUUUCGAGUUGGGACGAAGCAGCCAAGCUUCAGACGUACGACAAGUGCGAGAAAGCUCCCUACAGGAUCCAACAGAAGAGCGAUGAGACCACGAUGUCCUUCGUCAAUCGCCUGAGUGUGGCCUUCCAUGAGUUGGGAGACAACAUCACCAUCAAGGAACUCCGAGCGUUCAUUCUGCUUCGACAAAGCAACUUGAAUGCGGAGGACAAGAGAAAGGUGAUCACCCUGACGGGAGGCACACUGGAUGCUUCGAAGAUCGAGAAUGCCAUGAGGACAUUGUCAACGAAGAUCCUUGGCAGUACCACGGAGGGAAAGAAACGAAUCUAUCCCGCCAACUAUGUCGAGGAGGAUGACUUCGAGAAUGCCAACAUGGCUGAGGAGGACAAAGACGAGGACAUGAUGAUUGAGCAACUGGCCGAGGAUGGAGAUGAAGACGCCAUCUUCGUCACGGAGUACGAAGGCCAGAUUUUGGAUCUUGUUCAAGAGCUACCAGAGCUUGCGCAGUGCUUCACCAGCUACACGGAGACGUCCAACUAUGCGACAAUCACAUAUGAUCAGGGCAGACAGCUCGAGAAUGACCCCGAGAUUGUGGACCAGCUUCCCUGGAAUGUGGUUGAUCGAGCCCUUGUAGUAGAGCGAGCUGAGCUAGCAAUUCUCGACACAGGUGCCAGCAAGACGGUGAUUGGAAAAGAUAAUUUCGAGACAUUUGUAUCCCAGUUGCCUGUCCAUGUCAGAAGGCAGAUCAAGCGUGCUGAUUCGCAAGUGGUUUUCCGAUUUGGGAACACUGGUGUCUUGCCUAGUCUGGGUUCAGCUUACGUCCCGUAUGGUAAGAAGUGGUUUAAGAUUGAGAUUGUUAAAGGGAAGACACCAUUUCUCCUGUCAAAUCCAGUGAUGCGACAGUUGCGGGGUCAAUUGAAUUUUGACACCAACACCCUGUGGAUUCCGGAAUUGGGGAAGAGUCUAGGGCUUACACUUAACAGUAAAGGGCUUUAUCUAGUCGACAUUCGUGAACUCCUGGGAAUUGGCACGGACUUCGAGAAUGCCUUGGAGACUCACCAUGACGAUCGGUCGACAAACGCAGCCGUUCCAGCUCAGCUUUCUCCCCAGCAUCCACUUGGCGUUGAUCCGCUCGUGGCGCUCCGCUCCUCAUGGCAACUCCAGCGGACCUCCUGGAUCAGGAACUUAGACGGCCGUUUCAAGGGCAAGGCUUUUCUCGAGACGGUCGACAACCAUCCAGAGCACGUGCGCUAUAUCAUCAACCGGAGGGUGACGGCCAAGUCCCUGGUGAGCUUUCAGAACUUCUGUCGCGCAGUGGAGAGUGUCAAGGUACAGAAGAAGAUGGAGGCAGUCCAGGAGAAAACCGACAAAGGGAUGACACACGGCCCAAUCCUUCCGAGGACCACGGCGGCGAAGAGCUCAAGUUCCAGUCACAAGCGCCCGAGUCAGAGCACGUGGGAGGUGAUCGCAGAGCAAGAGUUGCCAAUGACGAUGGAGGGGAACGAAGAGCAGAAGCAGAUCCUUGCGACUCAGAUUGCAAUGCUGCAGAGGCAGCUGGAUCAGCUGGGCUAG